AUGGCUGGUGAGAAAUCGACGCCAUGGCCUUCAAUUUGGGCUGCAACGGGCUUCUCGUUCUUCGCUGCAGUACAAUUUAGCAUCUAUUUUGGCUCAACAUACCCAUAUCUGCAAAGUGUAAGGUAACAUUUUCCCUUCUCAAUCCCUACAAAACCUGUUUGUAAGACCCUAGAAAUCCCGCUUUAUCCUUAAAAUCUCCACUUUCAGCUUGACCCACACUCCACGGUAAACUUCUACGGUCUUGUUGUCGCUUCAUACUCUCUUGGACAAACGGUUGGCGCUCCAGCAAUUGGCUGGUGGAGCAGUAGAUUAGACGGUAUAAAGAUCCCAAUUUCUUUAUGCCUUGCGCUCUCGUUUCUUGGCAAUUUGAUCUAUAUUCUGGCCCAGGCAUCGACCGAUUACGCCAAAUACUUUUUGCUGAUUGCCAGAUUUGUGGUUGGGCUGGGAUCUUGUAAGCAAAUUUUGAUGCUUUGUUUUACGGUAGUUGUAAAAUACGGUAUUCGUUUUACUUCUUUAGGUAACAUCAGUAUCCUCAAAGGCUAUGCUGCCAUGGCGUCAAAUUCCAAGGAUCGAGCAAGGGCCAUCGCAUUGCUGACGGGCGGAAUUUCUCUUGGUGCUACGACUGGGCCGUGUAAGUUAAUCUCAAAUUAGUAGCUGGAAAACCUAAAAUCUACUGAAACUACCAAAAUUCUUAGCUCUAGGUUUAUUGGGUCCAGUAAUAAGUUUAUUUUGAACCUGAAUUGACAGCUUUUUGAAGCGUUGUUGGCAGCAAUUUAGCAAGUAUUUAACCCGCGUUUUGUUUAAAAUACGUAUAUCUUAAAUAGCUGUCCUUAACUAGAUUCUCCUUGCAACAUAAUAAGCAAUUUUAGAUUUUAAUAAAGCAUCGUUUCAGUGUUGCAAUCAGCCUUCACUCCGAUUGGAGAGACAGGAUGGAAGAUUGCGGGUCGCGUCCACCUCAGCAUGUACACAUCCCCGGCAUUUGUCGCGUGUGCCGUCAACUUCCUCGGGACAUUGUUCUUAUGGUUCGUAUUCAAAGAAACCUACGCCGGAUUGGCUCCACGAGAGGUCAACAAAAAGGUAAAAUACGCACUCUGCACUUGCCUUCCAUGAAUCUUUGCAGUCAAAAAAGUAGUUUAGAAGGCCAAAGGAGAUGAGAGAAAGGAAGACGUCCCUGGACUGCCAGCUUACGAUAAACCGGCGGUUUUCCUCUGCUGCCUGACCCUAUUUGCUCAACGAUUUACUUUUACAAACAUUGAAACCUUGGCGUCACCGCUGAGUAUUACAAUGUUCUCUUGGAGUAACGAGGAGACUGUGAAAUACAUUGGUUUGGCGCACGGUGCAUUAAGCUUCAUCGCGUUUUUGGUCUAUUUGGCAUUUUUUGUCGGACGACUUGAUAAAUAGUAAGUAAAAGUACUUUUUUAAGCGUUCAAAAAGUCUAACAUCUCCAUCCAAUCAUCGUAUUUUACAGUAUAAAUAACCGAAAUCAGACAAUAGUUGCGUUGGGCGGGCUGAUUAUCUUCCAUUUGGCCACAUUUUCUUGGCCAUUUUUGGGAGGAAGUCUACCCAAAUAUAAUUCAGAUGGUAAGUCAGUCAUUUUUACUUCGCAUUUUUUGCUUUUAGAGUCAAAUUCGACGCAGCCUGGUUGCGAUGUCGCCAAAUACAACUGGUGUGACAGUGUGGCGCCUGUAAAUCCGUGGGUAUUUUAUUUGGCCUACAUUAUUUUUAUUGGAAUAUGCUUCCCAAGUGUCAGCAUCACUCUGAACACACUGUUUUCGAAGAUCAUUGGACCCAGGAACAUGGUAAAAACUAUCGUAUUUUAAAAUGUAUAAAAAAGGAGAUUUCAUAAUAUCAUACUUAUUUUCAGAAUACCGAACAAGGCUUUCUCUACAUGACAGGCGGAAUCGCCCGCCUAAUUGGCCCUCUAGUCAUCAGCGCCCUCUACUCUCAAUUCGGCCCGCAAUACGCUUGGAUUCUGGAGAUCCUUGUGCUAAUCAUCAUCAUUGCCGCAUGGAUUGCAAUGUAUCGUCGAAUGGUCCCACUGAUCGUUCCCUCGGAAGUCUGGAACAGUGUCCGCAGCAAGAAGAGUCGAGCAUCUGUAAUUACAGAGGUCCUGCUUGAAGAAGAGAUCGAGGAAAUGGAGAGGGACCGACGAAGUAGUCGAGUGUUGUCCGUUUCUGGCGAAUAA
Bursaphelenchus xylophilus (pine wood nematode) is the source of this 2185-nucleotide messenger RNA. NCBI's taxonomy places the organism in Eukaryota, Metazoa, Nematoda, Chromadorea, Rhabditida, Aphelenchoididae. The record is from the annotation of a GenBank genome assembly.